AACGGGGCCUUAUCCACGUCACUGGUUAGCUCGGCUCGCUUUGGCCUCUGUGGAGAAAACCCCAGCACCCAGUUGGGUUCCAUGUCAAUGGGACUCUCCGAUUGAGUCCACCGGUUUCACCCAUCAGUUUCUUCCUCUGCCUUCCGUUCCAGAUACUUGUGAAUCAAGCCGACGCCAUCGCGUCGGCAUUUUUGGAGGACCGUCGCCGGAAAAAGACCCGGCCGUGGAAGCCACUUCUUUUCCUUGAUGGUUAACAUGAUCAUAAAAGGAUUGUUCCGGAAAUAUGAAAAAUGGAACCCUGUGCAUCCAACAUCAGGAACAUUUUGGGGCAUGGGAAUAGGAGUCGGGUGUGGAGUUGGUUGGGGUCCAGGGUUUGGUCCUGAAGUCAUUGGUUAUGUUGGAGCAGGUUGUGGCUUUGGCUUUAGUGUUGGCAUCACCCUAGCUGGGGUUGGAAUUGGACUUCCUGCCAACGGCCUUAUCCAAGCCCCUUAUAAUGCAUUUUCUGUAACAGGUAACAGUACACUGAAGUUCGCCAGAUCCAACGUGAUUCCUGCUAUGAAAAAUGCAGCAGAAAAUUGGUGGACCCAAAUUUGUCACAUCCACGAUUUCCAUGCUGAAGCCACUGGUAGGCUAUCUGCAGACAAGGUCAGGCAUAUGCUGCUCCCUAGUGGUGUCAACCUUGUUGAGUUGAAGAGGAACCUAUCACUGGCUUCUGAAUUUUUGAAUCGACCGAGAAACACGUACUUAUCUUUUGGCAAAGGGGGUGCACAGGUACGACAGGUAUUAGGUCUGGAUCUAGUAUUACGUUUUAGAUUUGGAUGCCUUGAUCAUGUUUGAUUGUGCGACGCCGCAUUAAGGGGGAGGUUGAAUUCCUGCAAUUGGUGGCCCUAUAUCCACACACGAGCUCUGGAUGCAAAUGUGCACAAAGAAACCUCCAUCAAGCAUAGUCACAAAAGACAAGUGUUUAAAAAAAAAGGGAAAAGAAAAAAUGCCUUAAAGCAAAAAAUAAGUCAAGCGAAUAAAGCGACAGAGAAACUUUUUUUUAAUGCCAAACUGCUUGUUUCUACUAAUUUUUAUUUGUUAUCUACUUAUUUUCUUGAUGUUGUCUUAUUAUUUCUUGAGAAAAAUCUCAUCGUUUAAAACAUGAAAACAAUAUUUGUGACCAUCCACAAACUUGAUGGAGUGGAAAUCUAAAGGCAUAUUCCCAUGACA
This is a messenger RNA of Nymphaea colorata (pocket water lily), 1212 nucleotides long. RefSeq names its product cadmium-induced protein AS8. Lineage: Eukaryota; Viridiplantae; Streptophyta; Magnoliopsida; Nymphaeales; Nymphaeaceae. The transcript is spliced from 4 exons. The record is from RefSeq and is a predicted model, not a curated record. The coding region runs from base 247 to 837 and encodes 196 amino acids.